Molecule: messenger RNA, 1527 nt
Organism: Ricinus communis (castor bean)
Lineage: Eukaryota; Viridiplantae; Streptophyta; Magnoliopsida; Malpighiales; Euphorbiaceae
Product: GDSL esterase/lipase 6
Exons: 4
Coding region: 110-1177 (355 amino acids)
Molecular function (GO): hydrolase activity, acting on ester bonds
Source: RefSeq, a predicted model, not a curated record
GAAUAAUCACCUUCUAAUCAGGGUAAUUACUUCAUUGAUUUUUUUCUAAUUUCUAUGUUCAUUAUAAGUAGUGCCACUACUCUUCUAUUCCCCAUCCAAUCCAAAAGACAUGGAGGAACUGCUUUUCCUACUUCUCUUCCUCUUGUCCCGGUCGUUGCUAGUCUCCUCACACUCUGUGCCAGCAAUUUUCACAUUUGGAGACUCUAUUGUUGAUGCUGGAACCAACCACUUCAACGAGAAUUGCACUGCUCAGGCUGAUUUCCCACCCUACGGAUCAACUUUCUUCCACCAUCCUACUGGACGGUUCACUAAUGGCAGAACUGUUGUCGACUUCAUUUCGCAAUUUCUUGGAAUUGAAUUGCAAAAGCCGUACCUUGAAGCACAGCUAGCAUUUGUGAAUGGAAGUAGCAAGAGUUUUCCAUCUAAUGGCCUCAACUUUGCCAGCGCUGGCAGCGGUGUUCUACGUGCAACAAAUCAAGAUUUGGGAGUCACGCCAAUCCAAGACCAGCUACAGCAAUUUCAAGCACUAGUGCAACAAAACAAGAUCGACAAGAACCUAAUAAAGAACUCCUUUUUCUUUUUCGAAUCAGGGUCCAACGACAUGUUCAACUACUUCGUCCCUUUUGUUACUCCAACACUUGACCCUGAUGCAUAUGUCCAGUCCAUGUUAACUGAGGUAGCCAAUUUCUUAGACCAAAUUUACAAGCUUGGUGCUCGCCGCAUGGCUGUGUUCUCACUGGGCCCUGUUGGCUGCGUCCCCGCCAGAGGCCUCUUGCCCGACGCACCGGUUAGUAAAUGUUAUGGGAAAAUGAACGUGAUGGUCAAGAAAUAUAACAAGGGACUGGAAAACAUGGCCAAGUCUUUGCCCAUUAAGUACCCUGGUGUUAUUGGUGUUUAUGGUGCAGUAUAUGAUCUUGUUCAACGAUUCCGGACCAUUCCAACACAGUAUGGGUUUACAGAUGUAAUUAAUGCAUGUUGUGGAGAUGGGCCUCUAAGGGGAUUAUUGCAAUGUGGGAAGGAGGGCUACCAGAUUUGUGAAGAUCCUGACAAGUACUUGUUUUGGGAUUACUUCCAUCCAUCAGAGCAUACUUACAAGCUCAUCUCCAAGGCUUUAUGGGGUGGAAAGAACUCAACAAUUAAGCCAUUCAAUCUCAGGACUUUAGCAACCAUGGUUUGAUUUUACAAAGAUAUACACAAGAACAUGCAGUUUUGGAGAUAAGUGUUGGGAUAUUUCACUUCAACUAUGUCUUCUAUUAUCUCUUCUUUUUGAAACUAGAGGUUACCUUAGCUUUUUCACAGUGUCAAAUCCCAUAUAUGGGAUUGGACUUAAUUAUAAAAUGUUAAUUUGAAAUUUGGUGUUGGAAAGUUUAUCUAUCUCCUAUCCUUUUGAUAUUAUUUGUAAUAAAUUUGAGAAUUAUUAUAAUUUUAAAUUCUAAUUUUCUUUCUUUAAAAGGAAAGUUUUUAAUCACUCCUAAUGUAUUACAUUCAAGCAUUUGAAUGAAUAAUUUGUAUUUUUUAAGUAUUUUA